This is a messenger RNA of Arabis nemorensis, 378 nucleotides long. Lineage: Eukaryota; Viridiplantae; Streptophyta; Magnoliopsida; Brassicales; Brassicaceae. The record is from the annotation of a GenBank genome assembly.
AUGGAACCUGGAGCUCAAGAUCCCGGUUGGAAUAUUCUGACGCCGAAUGAGGUUGAGGUACUGAAGAAGGCGAUGCCGCCGGAUGAGCCCGAAGUCGUUGACGAAUUGGACAAGGCGAUGCGUGAGUUUUCCCUGGAUGAUUUGAUGUUUCCUCUAGGGUCUGUGCGGAAUGACGGCAAUGCCGGCGCCAUCUCUUUAGAUGAAAAGAUAUCGAUAGUUUUCAACGUGGUAAAGGCAGUAUUGUUUCUGCUCCGAGCGACGGAACGAAAGAAGGAGGAAGCUGCUGCCAUUGUCGUCGAUAUCUCUCCCGAAGAGGACAAUACAUGCUGCGAAACCUCACCAAGUUUGCGGGAUCUCUCAUUAGAUCACUCUCUCUAA